AAUCCCCACCACCCCACCACUCUUCCCUCACCCACCACCACCACACCAGAGAAUUAAUCACUCACAAUGGCAAAGCUUGCAAUCCUAGCAGUAGCCCUCUUUACCCUGAUCGCCCUCGACCAAGUUUCCGCCUUCCGCACCACCAUCACCACCACCGUGGACGAGGAAACAGCAGCGGCAAACCCCCGAGGAGAGUCCCAGCAACAGAGCUGCCGUGAGCAGUUCCAGCAGCAGCAGCAGCUCCGCGACUGCCAGAGGUACAUGGCGCAGCAGGCACAGCGAUUUGCAAACCCGAAGCGCCGCGAGCAAGGCCUCGACGAAUGCUGCAACCAGUUGGAGAAAACGGACCAGGACUGCCAGUGCGAGAACUUGAGGGAGGCCAUAAAGCAGAAGCAACAGCAGGAGGGAGAGAUGAGCGAAGAUGAGAAGAGAAAGAUGGAGCAAGCGGCCGAGGACUUGCCCCGGAGGUGCGGUUUCAGCUCACAGAGAUGCCAGAUUGAAGUAAACUGGUUCUAAAUGAGGUGUGUUGCGUUGUGUGCAAUGUAAUAAUAAAGGUCACCACUGCUCUAAGCUGGGAUUUAGCCAAGUUAUGAUGGUGGUGGUGACCAUCUAGAAAUAAGCACAUUAUCGUGUGUAUCUUGUAA
Messenger RNA from Camellia sinensis, 644 nucleotides. The record is from RefSeq and is a predicted model, not a curated record. Lineage: Eukaryota; Viridiplantae; Streptophyta; Magnoliopsida; Ericales; Theaceae.